This is a messenger RNA of Heterocephalus glaber (naked mole-rat), 7042 nucleotides long. RefSeq names its product RNA binding fox-1 homolog 2 (gene Rbfox2). Lineage: Eukaryota; Metazoa; Chordata; Mammalia; Rodentia; Bathyergidae. Gene Ontology annotation, biological process: nervous system development; regulation of alternative mRNA splicing, via spliceosome. Gene Ontology annotation, cellular component: nucleus; cytoplasm. Gene Ontology annotation, molecular function: mRNA binding. The record is from RefSeq and is a predicted model, not a curated record.
AAACUGCCAUUCUGUAGCAGGCCUGCUUCUGGAGUUGGGAGCUGUCAGCCUGCUGGGAGAGGUGGGGGGAGGAGGAAGAGGUGGGGCUCUGCUCUGAUUAAUUACCUUAGGCAUUCAGGGGUGGGGCUUCCUUCAGCCAUCUGCCUGAGAUAUGGGAGGGAGCUGGAGAAAGGAGGGGGAGAGACUGCCAGAGAGGAAGAGAAAAGAAAGGAAGAAACACUAGAAAGAAAAGAAAGGAAAACGAUAUAAAGGGAGGUCUAUUACCCACCCUUAAAUAGCUAGCUUGGGGGGGAGGGGGGGUGGAAAAGAAAGCCACGGAGGUGCGCCCCAGCACCGCUGCUUUGAAGGGUUUAUCAUCUGUUCCAUUUUGUUUAUGGAGAAAAAGAAAAUGGUAACUCAGGGUAACCAGGAGCCAACAACAACUCCUGAAAUGGUUCAGCCUUUUACUACCAUCCCAUUCCCACCACCUCCACAGAACGGAAUUCCUACAGAAUAUGGAGUGCCACAUACUCAGGACUAUGCCGGCCAGACCAGUGAGCAUAACCUGACACUCUAUGGAAGUACGCAAGCCCAUGGGGAGCAAAGCAGCAACUCGCCCAGCACACAGAAUGGAUCUCUUCCGCAGACAGAAGGUGGAGCACAGACAGAUGGCCAGCAGUCGCAGACACAAAGUAGUGAAAAUUCAGAGAGUAAAUCUACCCCUAAACGACUGCAUGUCUCUAAUAUUCCUUUUCGCUUCCGGGACCCUGACCUCCGACAAAUGUUUGGGCAGUUUGGCAAAAUCCUAGAUGUAGAAAUAAUCUUUAAUGAGCGUGGCUCUAAGGGAUUCGGGUUCGUAACUUUCGAGAAUAGUGCUGAUGCAGACAGGGCCAGGGAGAAAUUACACGGCACCGUGGUAGAGGGCCGUAAAAUCGAGGUGAAUAAUGCUACAGCACGUGUAAUGACCAAUAAGAAGAUGGUCACACCAUAUGCAAAUGGUUGGAAAUUAAGCCCAGUAGUUGGAGCUGUGUACGGCCCCGAAUUAUAUGCAGCAUCCAGCUUUCAAGCAGAUGUGUCCCUGGGCAAUGAUGCAGCAGUGCCCCUAUCAGGAAGAGGGGGUAUCAACACUUACAUUCCUUUAAUCAGUCUCCCUUUAGUUCCUGGCUUCCCUUACCCAACUGCAGCCACCACAGCGGCUGCUUUCAGAGGAGCCCAUCUGAGGGGCAGAGGGCGGACAGUAUAUGGUGCAGUUCGAGCGGUACCUCCUACAGCCAUCCCCGCCUAUCCAGGUGUGGUUUACCAGGACGGAUUUUACGGUGCUGACCUCUAUAUAGAAUCUGCAAACUGCUUCAGAUCAAACAGGGUGGAUAUGCAGCCUACAGAUAUGCACAGCCUGCUACUGCAACUGCAGCCACAGCUGCUGCAGCCGCUGCAGCCGCUUACAGCGACGGUUAUGGCAGGGUGUACACAGCUGACCCCUACCAUGCCCUUGCCCCUGCCGCUAGCUAUGGAGUUGGCGCUGUGGCGAGUUUAUACCGAGGUGGCUACAGCCGAUUUGCCCCCUACUGAAGUGACGUGAGACCCCUGCAAAUGGGACAGCCCCCAGUCAUGAGGCCUGGCUAUUGCAAUAUUUACUAGUAGAGGAACUCUAUAGCAAGAUGAAGAGGAAAAACAAACAAACAAACAAAAAAAACAAAAAAAAGAGAGAAUACUUUUUUAUACCUCACUAUGUUCUUUGAAUAUGUAUUUUUCCUUUAAAUUUUCUGCCUUUAAUUCUUUUGUUCCAAAGAUUGUGCAUUUUUCCUUUUUUUUUCUUUUUUUUAACUGUGGUUAAAAAAAAAAAAGAUAAUGCAUUUCCAUGUCUUUAUGUCCGUGCUUAGCUUAUUCUAUCAAUCAUGGAAGAGGCAGUUAAUGAGGAUGGAGAGACAUUAGUAGCUGAUGAAGGCAUUUGAUCAGAAAUCAGCAGACAGAAUUACCAAAGUGUGUCUGGUGCUGAGUGGCUGGGGGACAAGCAGAAGUGGAAGAGAUCUUUCUGCAACAGCAUAUUCUUCUAGUCUUCUGAAUUUCUGGUCUGUGGCAGGUGGUUCUGAUUGGCUGUGGCUAGAAUCCACGUGCCAAUAGAUAGGAAUCUGUGUUUUCAAAGCAAGAGAAUUAAAAAGACACUUUCCUCUCCUCUUCCCUCCUGUCUUCUCCAUACUUUCCACAGUCAUCUUAGCCUGAGUCAAUUGGCAUAGUUUUUGGAAUUACAGCAUUGAUAUUUCCAAAUACGCUCUCAGGCUGAAUAAUAAACACCUCAUUAGGAAAUCGAUCUCAGAAUAAAUUCUGGAAUAUAAAAACACUCAUUUCUUUUCUUUCCUGUAACCCUAGCAUUCCUGCUAGGCUUCUGAUCCCCUUUAGUUGAUCCACAGCUUAGCUCAUGUAUUCUUUUAUUAAUAUGCUGUUCCCAUGUCCUCAAGAUUUAGGAAUUUAGGACCCAGGGACAGAAGAAUGAAUAGCUAGUGGCCAGAUUUCCUCCAGGUAUCUGGGCACAGCUUGAGGAUUAAAAGUACAAAGUGUUAAGGGCCAUUAGAAAGGCUGCAAAAGAGAAAAGGAAUACUAAAAGGCCUGUAUUUCUUAUCUUGCAUCAGAAAGUAGUACAAACGAACUAUUUAAAAAAAAAUCUUCUAAAGAAUCUGUUGGAGAAAGACAAGGCACCAAGCCCAGGGGUCAGCUGUCCCUGGAAGUUUUGGUGAUGAGGACAUGUGAGGGCAAUCAGGGGCACUUUGUACUUGCUCCAAAGCCAUAGGAAUUUUCAUCUUCCAGAGCCUCUCUGAGUUACUUCUCCACCCAGUCUCCAGCCCUUGUGGCCAUUGCACCCAGCUUCUCAUUAUUCUCCAGAGAAGCCCAGCUGAGCACCUGGACUACCUGUUGUAUGUUAACACUACAGGACACAUGCUCCAGAGCCCACACUGGGAAGAGGGUGUGACUUGGCCAGGAUCCUCCUGCAAGGCUGAGGCAGUGAGUCACUGGUCUUGCUGUCUGGCUUUGGUUUUAAUGUUAUCAAGGUCAGGGAGAAAGUGCUUCUCUUCCAGCUCUGAGAUGGAACUGAUUAAAACAAGUGUCCUACAGCAUUUCCCAAAAUGGCAUUAGGAAAUAAGAAAAGCAUGGUCUGCUUGGCUCCCUGGUCAGUUCACAUUGGUACUAGGGUGACCUUUCACCCAAGGGAUAGCUGCUAAACGGAGUGAUUCAGAGACAUGGAGCUUCUGCUGCGUUAUGGGUUUGGUUUGGGUUCUUUUUUUUUACUCCUGCCUCCACAUGUGUUUUUGACUGAUAACUGAUUCGUGUCCCUGAAUUAAAAUGGCCGAUGUAUGUGUGACAGCAUCAGGCAUUCUUUGUAAGCAGAGUGCUGUAUCUGGGAAGGCACUAGCCUGUCCUUUGUGACACACCCCCUCACUCCUUCAGAUCUUCUGUCCUGAUACCUGGGGGAGAGGAUCUGCACGAAAUGAAGGGAGAUGCCAAGGGAGCUAGAGGCCUUGAUGCAAUCAUUAACCCUCGGGGGAAUACACAGAACAGGGACAAGCCUGCCCAGUGCUUUGGCUGUUUAUAGAGUCCCUUCCCCCCAAGCCAAAGUUUGAUUUGUGGCUGUUAAGACAAUUUUUGUUGUAUGUAUAUAAAUAUUUUAGGGGAGGUGGGAUAUGAUGUGGAGCUUUCACAGUUCUAGGGAAUGGGGGCAGGGAGGAUUUUUCUUUGUUUCUUUUGCUUUUGUAUUGAGGGAGAACUUUUACUAACUAAAGAAACAGAAAUUUCGGGUCAUGUCCAGCAAAGCCUUUCUCACAAAAUGGCAAGCCACUUAACCGAGUAAAGACUAGGCCAAAUCCUAAAUGGUUGUAUCCAUAGCAGGGGAGGAAAACAGGGGAAUGAGUUUAAGAAUGUUUUUCUUAUUUUCUCCUAGACAAAAUUAAGGAUGAUGGGCAAGGUAGAGAAGGUAGAUUCCCACAGUCCUUCCCAAAUAGGCAGAUGGUGGAGCUUGAGGGACCUUUUGUGCUCUUCAGUUCAGCUGGUUCUGGCUGAGGCCUCCAAGGCAAGCUCCAUUUUCCAGUAGGUUCUGCUGCAUCUCCCAGAAUGCUUUUUAAUGCCACUUCCUCCAGCUCCCUUUUCUAGGAAAGAUUAAAUGGGGUUCUACUUUUUUAUCAAAAGGUAUUUGUUUUCAGGGUCAAUGCUGAGAAUUGGGAUUCUCCUGAGCAUCUAGAUUUCUAGAUGGUGUCAACCUCCACAUGAACUUUGAACUUUGAGAUUCCUUACAGUCAACUUCACCAGAGGCAGGUUCCUCAGAGCAGCAAUGCUAGUUUACUCUGUUUCUUACUGAGUUCAGAAACAGGGUCAGAGGAGUUUGGCAUUUUGUGAAUUCAUUCAAGGAUGCUGGUUGAUAUUUCCAAAAAACUUACUGAUGCUGAAUCACAGUACAUGAAUGAGUUUGUUCAGCUUUACUGUAGUUCAUGACCUGGACUUACUAUACCGAGCACCUUAUUCUCAGAAGCUGGGCUCCUUUAAGGAGACCUCUAGUGAAAACCUUUAUCUGGAUACUCCUCUUUCAGCCCAGAGAGCUGCCCUUAGGGCUUCUCCAGAAUUCCAUGUGUUACUUAGUUUAACUGUUGUGAACUCAGAUCCACCAUUGUGAUUCACCAUUUUUAAGGCUCUCAGGCGUAACAAAACCUAUCACCACCAUCCUCUGGCACCCUCAGUCUCAAUUGAGCCAAUACAUUUUCUUUCUUUAAAAAAGCAGACUGGGGCUCAGCUUAUAGUUUAAGGGGAGCUCAUGGCAAUCUAGUCAGUAGAAAUCAACAAUAACAGCUUUUCUCCACAUGUGGACUCCUCAGGGGCUGAACAGCUCCUAAUUUAGGUUAUCCUGUGCUAGAGAUGGAGCAGAUAAGCCAGCUGUCACCACCAUCUUCUCGCUGGCCAUGUAGCUUCCAGACAUGAGGGACUGUCAGGCAGGGAUGGAAGCAGCCCCAAGGAUAAGAUAACCCCCUUCCCUUUGGCUUGGCAGGAGAACAAGGCCGACCAAGAGACAGUCUGGAAAGCACUUAGCCAUUUAAGGAAGGAGAGGGGAAACUGAUGAACCUUCCCCUUUAGCCCAGUGCAGCCGGUUCUCUGCUGCUUGCAACCCUCUAGCACAGUAACAUUUGCAGAAUUGUGGAUUUUUUUCCCCCACAGAUAAUAGGAGGAAAGGGAUUUUAGGGUGGGGUGGGGAAGGGGUUGUGGUGUUUUAAAAGCAUAAGUUACCUGUUUGCACUGUUUUAAGAUAGGAAAAAAUAGUGGGCAAGGUGAGCAUCAAAUGUAAGCUUGUGUGUUUCAUUUUGUCACGCUCUUGAAAAUGUCUGACAUUUGUAGUAUACACCAGUGACACUUGAUUCUCUGUUGCAUAAAACACUAUAUAUUUUUGGGAAAUGUUCCUGUCCAAAAGCCUCUUCCUUCCCUUUCCUUUUCCUGUGUACUUCAUCCUUGCUUUACUCAUCAGCCAGGCAAUAGCCAUCCACGAGCUAGAGUGUGAAACAGGGCCCUUUCCAAGCAGGCUCUGGGUGUCCUAAGCCAGCGUGUGUCCUCUGGGUUACUGAGUAUGGUAGAGUCCCUGGAACCUGUCUUUAAAAACAAGGUUCACAGACCAGAGUGCAGCAAAGUGUCACUUUCCUCAACGAGACACUAGGAAUGCAGCACCAAGGAGUGGAGGGGUUCCUGAAGUAUUGCAGUUGGCUGUAGUAGCCGAGUUCUUACCCAUGUUACCGAAACUGUGGCCAGUUACAGUUUACUCAGGAAAACGGUAGCUCAUUCAGCCAUGGUAGUGCUGGUUGGCAGGGAUUGGUAACUGAGAGAACUGCUCAUCAGCCAGAACUCAACCCUUGCCUCUAAGGAGACCAUCAGCAUUGGGACUUGGUCCUCUGUCUGGUAGUCACAUACAUGCCAGUGAUGGUGACAUGAAGGCUCCACUCACCCUGGCAAGAAAAAGGGAAUAGCGAUUCUCUUUUCCUCUCCAACCCCUUCCCCUGUUAGCAACACCAGAUUCCCAGGGGGCUAUAUAAGUUUUUGAAAUUUUUCAAAAAAUGUUUUUUGGUUUGGUUAUUCUGGAAACUGAGAAGUGCUUUAAGCGAUGUCUACACCCCACCAAGACUCCCAAGCUUAGUCUUUUUUUUUUUUGGUAUUAUGUUCACAGUAUUUGUGUGUGCUUGUUUUGGCAGCUCAUUUUGGCUGAUAUGUAUGUGUAUGUGUGUGUAUAUAUAUAUAUAUAUAUAUAUAUAUAUAUAUAUAUAUCGAGUGAUGAAUUGAUCUGUUUUUUUUCCUGAGGGACAUGAAUUUUUUUUUCUUGUGUUAUCAUUCUGCUUGUGAAUAGCUGGAGCCAAGUUGGGGCUGACGUGUAAGCUAGGGCUGCAAAGUGCGAAGAGAGCCAGCAGAGUUCACUUGUCCCUGACAGUCUGACUGACCCGAGGCUCUGAACUUUUCAGCCCCAAUCUUUGCAAGGCUCAAAAUGCCACAGAACCUCUCCUCCUCCCCACCCCCAUGGCAGGGACUGGGCCAACCCAACGUGCAACAUGCAGUUUCUCUGGCCCAUCCCAUUGCCAUGGCAGCACAGGUACCUUUGGGGCAUGGGGGCAUCCCACGGGAUGCUUGUACAAUUGACCACCUAGCCUUCUCUCCUCCCCAUCUUGUCCUCCCUGAGAAUCACUUCCUAGGACACCCGAGCUGCUUGCCCAGGGUCCUGUUUCCCUGCUUACUCCAGAGAAACAUCCCAGGGCUUUGUAACAGUCUCUGAUUCCCUUCCCUUCUCGUUAAGAAUCAUAUUGUAUAGUAGCUUUCAGACCAUACAGUAUUCAUUGGGUUACUCCUAUUAUUAUCAAGUAGCUGGAAUUGUGAAGGUCGGAGUAGUUAGAUCUUUAGCUUUUAUUCCUUAUUUUUUUUGUAUUACUCUCCAUGUGUAUAAAUUAUUGAUCAUGUUGCUGGCUUUUAUAAACUCUAAGCAAAGGAGGAGCACUGCCUCAGCCUUUGCCAAUGAUAAUGAAGCACUGUUUUUAAAUAAAAGAGAGAAACACCA